Messenger RNA from Pseudonaja textilis, 3004 nucleotides. RefSeq names its product methylenetetrahydrofolate dehydrogenase, cyclohydrolase and formyltetrahydrofolate synthetase 1 (gene MTHFD1). Gene Ontology annotation, cellular component: cytosol. Gene Ontology annotation, biological process: tetrahydrofolate interconversion. The record is from RefSeq and is a predicted model, not a curated record. Gene Ontology annotation, molecular function: ATP binding; methylenetetrahydrofolate dehydrogenase (NADP+) activity; methenyltetrahydrofolate cyclohydrolase activity. NCBI's taxonomy places the organism in Eukaryota, Metazoa, Chordata, Lepidosauria, Squamata, Elapidae.
GGACCGCGGAGGGUGUCCUGGGUUGGCUGUCCGAGGGAACUCGCGCCCCGGGGGUGUAGUUCAAAGUUUGUAGCCACGUGGGUUAGCACGCGGAAGGAGGAGGGUCCCGGGGUUUUUUUGAACCCCUGCCUGACACCAUCGGAGCCUCUCUCAGCGCAAGAACUGCUGCUGUCAGGACAUUCGCCAUGCCUUCCGCGGAGAUCAUCAGUGGGAAAACCGUUUCCGCCCAAGUAAGGGAGCGACUGAAGAACCAAGUUGCAGAAAUGAAAGUAAAAGUUCCUGGUUUCAGGCCAGGCCUUGCUAUUCUGCAGGUUGGUGACCGGGAUGAUUCAAAUCUCUACAUUAGCAUGAAGCUAAAGGCUGCCGCUGAGAUCGGGAUCAAUGCCAAUCACAUCAAGCUGCCAGGCACUGCUACAGAAGCUGAGGUGCUCAAAUGCAUUAACAAUUUGAAUGAAGAUCCUGCCAUCCAUGGGUUUAUAGUGCAAUUGCCUCUGGAUUCGAACAAGCCCAUCAACACAGAAAAAAUAACUAAUGCUGUGGCACCUGAGAAAGACGUCGAUGGCCUGAGCAGUGUAAAUGCAGGGAAGCUGUCACGUGGGGACCUCAGCAACUGUUUCAUUCCUUGCACACCCAAAGGAUGCAUGGAACUUAUCAGGCAAACAGGUGUUCAAGUAGCAGGCAAAAAAGCAGUAGUGAUUGGGCGCAGUAAGAUCGUCGGAGCUCCUAUGCAUGAUCUGCUGCUUUGGAACCAUGCAACUGUGACCACUUGCCAUUCCAAGACUGCAUCGCUGGCUGACGAAGUCAGUAAAGCAGAUAUCCUGGUGGUUGCAGCUGGAAAAGCUGAGAUGGUAAAAGGUGAAUGGAUCAAACCAGGUUCAGUAGUGAUCGACUGUGGGAUCAAUCACAUUCCAGAUAACACAAAGGCCAGUGGGAAAAGAGUUGUUGGAGAUGUAGCUUAUGCUUCAGCAAAGGAGAGAGCAGCUUAUAUCACCCCUGUCCCCGGUGGGGUUGGACCAAUGACCGUUGCAAUGCUGAUGCAGAGUACAGUAGAAAGUGCUCAACGUUUUCUUGAGAACUAUCAACCUGGCAAGUGGAAUAUUCAAUAUAGACUGCUCACUCCUGUAACUCCUGUUCCAAGUGACAUCGAAGUUUCACGGUCAUGUACUCCUAAGCCCAUUGGUGAACUGGCCAGAGAAAUUGGCUUGAUUUCAGAUGAAGUAGAGUUGUAUGGUCAAUGUAAAGCCAAAAUCUCACUGUCAACACUGAAGCGUCUCAAAGAACAACCAGAUGGAAAAUACAUUGUAGUUACAGGCAUAACUCCCACACCACUGGGGGAAGGGAAGAGUACUACAGCUAUAGGGCUGGUUCAGGCUUUGGGUGCGCACCUUGGUCAGAAUGCCUUUGCCUGUGUCCGUCAGCCUUCUCAAGGGCCUACUUUUGGAAUUAAAGGUGGUGCAGCUGGAGGUGGCUAUUCUCAGGUUGUUCCUAUGGAAGAGUUUAAUCUCCAUCUCACGGGUGACAUCCAUGCUAUUACUGCUGCCAAUAACUUGGUUGCUGCUGCUAUUGAUGCCCGCAUCUUCCAUGAAGCUACACAGUCCGAUCAGGCACUCUAUUCACGGUUGGUUCCUUUAGUUGACGGUGUUAGGAAUUUCUCUGAUGUCCAGAUUCGAAGACUACAGAGAUUACAUAUUAUGAAAAUGGACCCAGCAACUUUGACAAAUGAUGAAAUAAGCAAAUUUGUGAGAUUGGAUAUCGAUCCAGAUAGCAUAACAUGGCAACGAGUACUGGAUACAAAUGACAGGUUUCUGCGAACCAUUACAAUUGGGCAGUCUCCAUCUGAGAAGGGAUACACACGCACAGCCCAGUUUGACAUUACAGUAGCUAGUGAGAUCAUGGCAGUUUUAGCACUCACAAACAGCCUGGAGGAUAUGAGAGAACGCCUGGGCAAAAUGGUGGUCGCCUCCAGCAAAAAAGGAGUUCCAAUCACCACAGAAGAUCUGGGAGUGAGUGGUGCCCUGGCAGUUUUGAUGAAAGAUGCUAUUAAGCCCAAUCUCAUGCAGACUUUGGAAGGUAAUCCAGUGUUUGUCCAUGCUGGUCCAUUUGCUAACAUCGCUCAUGGGAACUCAUCGGUCCUGGCAGACAAGAUUGCCCUGAAAAUUGUUGGCAAGGAUGGGUUUGUUGUGACUGAAGCUGGCUUCGGAGCUGAUAUUGGCAUGGAAAAAUUCUUUGACAUCAAGUGUCGGUAUUCUGGUUUGCAGCCUCAUGUGGUAGUCUUGGUUGCCACCAUCCGAGCUCUGAAAAUGCAUGGUGGAGGACCCACGGUUAUGGCUGGAGUCCCUUUGCCCAAAGAAUACAUUGUGGAGAAUAUUCCACUUCUGGGAAAAGGUUGCAGUAACCUGCGCAAGCAAAUCGAAAAUGCCAGAAUUUUUGGUGUCCCAGUAGUGGUGGCAGUCAAUGCAUUCAAAUCAGAUACAGAGGCAGAACUACAGCUGGUCAUCCGGUUGGCUAAGGAAGCUGGUGCUUUUGAUGCUGUCAAAUGCACCCACUGGGCUGAUGGAGGUAAAGGAGCGGUGGCAUUAGCAGAAGCCGUGCAAAGGGCAUCACAGGCCCCAAGCCAUUUCCGGUUCUUGUACGAUGUGGAGCUGCCAGUUGUAGAGAAGAUCAGAAUUAUUGCACAGAAGAUCUAUGGGGCAAAUGACAUUGAACUGCUGCCAGAAGCUGAGUUGAAAAUCAUUCAAUAUACCAAACAGGGGUUUGGAAACCUGCCCAUCUGCAUGGCUAAAACCCAUUUGUCAUUGUCUCAUGACCCAGAACAGAAAGGAGUGCCCACCGGAUUCAUCUUACCCAUAAGAGAUGUCCGAGCCAGCGUGGGUGCAGGAUUCCUUUAUCCCUUAGUAGGAACAAUGAGCACAAUGCCAGGACUUCCUACCAGGCCUUGUUUCUAUGACAUUGAUCUGGAUCCUGUGACUGGGGAAGUAAACGGACUAUUCUAAGACAUCAACAA